Lindgomyces ingoldianus is the source of this 1719-nucleotide messenger RNA. RefSeq lists its product as uncharacterized. NCBI's taxonomy places the organism in Eukaryota, Fungi, Ascomycota, Dothideomycetes, Pleosporales, Lindgomycetaceae. The coding region runs from base 1 to 1719 and encodes 572 amino acids. The transcript has 2 exons. The record is from RefSeq and is a predicted model, not a curated record.
AUGGUUGAGCCAGGCAGGAGCGCUGGCCACUCAACCUCGCCGCAGUCUUCAGACCGCACCACGCCCACCUACGGGUACCACAACACAUUCCACACCCACGCUCAACUCGCAAUUGACGCUCCUCCACCUACCUACGCCUGCGCUAUAAAUCCCCGGACCUUGGAUCGACUCAAUGCUAAAGCUAGAUUAGAAAAAAGAUCCCUCGCUCACCCUCCACCACCAUAUACCUGCACUGUAGAAAUUGGAGGCGUUUUGGGCCUAAAGCAAGAAUUAUCAACCCCAUUCCAGCUGGCCGGACACCGAGAGUGGAACGACGCGUAUGUGGUGCUACGGGGGACCCAGCUGAGCAUCUUUCGUGUCAAAAUCCCCAGCUUCCUCAGCAAGAACCGCGCUCCGGGACCGGGACGCUUGGUGAAGACCUUUACCCUCCAACAUGCUGAAGUUGGUAUGGCUUCCGACUUCAAGAAGACGCCACUAACUCCAAGGUCGCCAUUUGCGCAUCUGGUGCCUUCGUCCGCCCGCCAGAAACUCUACGAGACGGAUCCCCAUCUUUUUGAACCAGUCCGUGAGCACGUGAUCCGCCUUCGAUUGGAAACGGAGCAGUUCUUGCUCUGUGCACCUUCUCAAGAGGAGAUGUUGAACUGGAUUGAAAAUCUUUGCGCGGGUAUUGACAUUAGCCCACCACUGGACGACCGGAGCGAGCCGCGUUAUAGGAGUCUUCCCCGGAGAAGUAGGCGGCAGCGGCUACUUGACAGUUCGCGGAUCAAUGCUAACCUGGAUAAUCUAUCUAAUCUGGAGACCGGCAGGCGAAUCAUUGCCGAACAAGAGCGCAUCAUCCGCCAACUCUACCCUCACCUUGCAGCUGCAAACACGAGAACUGAGCAACCAGAUCAUCAAGACUCCCACGAGCAUGCAGCCCCAAGCCCUGCCGCAGAUCCUGAGACUGAUGAUCUCGAUCCUGAAGAUGCUCGCUUUCCAAGUUCACAUCGCCCAGGAACCUCUUCCAUGCGUCGGACCGCUUCUCGUGAAGGCGAUGGCAGUUCCGAGCAUGCCCAAGCUGAAAGUGAAGCUCGGCAUUCAAUUGGCAAUGAGUCUUCAGUUGAUCCGAAAUCCACACCUCCACAUCGACAUACCCCAUCACAAGCUCUCCGCUACCGCCGCCGGUGCGCCCCCGUUUUGCUCGCUUCCUCGCCACGAGUGAGUGAUGUUGUCUUUAGCGAAGGUCAGCGCCUGCGAAUUAAUGUCAAGGAACACAAUCUCGUCAGCUACACAUCACACCCGCCUCGCUACGAUGUCCACAACUUCUCCAAGCCCUUGAAGCGUCUUUCCCCGAUUGAUGAAAACGCGGCGACCUCGAGGACAACCUCUAAGCUAGUCCCCAGCCCAAUUCAUGUCCAAAGACCUGCUUCACCUAUGCGUGGUGUAAGCAAUGAUUCUCUCACACAUUCUCUGAACUCCCUGGAGCACGACACCUUUGGAUAUGACUUGGCUUCAACCUCCUCUGCUGAGCAUCCUGGGUCUGAACGUCUCAACAGUGAUUCUGACGAGAUCCGUUCAGUUCCGCCUAAUUCUGAACCCCCCUCGCCAAUCGCGCCGACUCAAGCCAAAGCAGAUGCUACGCGCAGACUUGCGACUUUAGGAAAGACAAGGAGCAGCGAAGAAGCUUCGAGGGACAAUGGUUUAAGCGCAGUUGCUUUGGGAGUGGGCUUGCUGAUUUAG